AUGAGCGGCUCCUCCAUGGCGAAAAGCGAGUCCCGCACUUCGCUGCUGAGAGCGGCGGGGAGCAGGAGGGCGCCGGGGGGACCCCCCCAGCCCCAACCCCGCGGGGGCCGCGCCCGGGCUGGGAGAGGGCAGCCGGGGAGGGAGCCGAGCCCCGAGGCGCUCCCCGGGGAGCCGAGCGCCCGCAGGCCGCUGUGCCAGCCCUCUGCCCGGGAGGACGGGGCGAGGGGACUGGGGAGGCUGGCGGCCGGCGGGGGGGACGGCCAGCAGGAGCCCGCGGAAGGAGGAGGCAGGGGAGCCAGGCACCGGCACCGCCACCUCCCGCCGCACGGCAGCCACGGGCACCCCCCGGAGCAGCAGCAGCAGCAGCUCGCAGCCAGGGAUGGGCAGCAGGAGGAGGAGGAGGAGGAGGAGGAGGAGGAGGAGGACUUUUUCUUCGGGCACAGGCAGAGGGCCAGCAGAGAGUCCCUAAAGCUCUCCGAAAACGCUUCGCCUCCGUCCAGAGCCGGCAGCAAGUGCUCCGCCAAGUCCAGCGGCAGCGAGCGGCCGGUGGAAGCGGACCCCCUCUUCCACCAGCUGCACCCCAUGCUCAGCUCGGUCUUCGGCCAGGAUAGAGAACUGCGUCCAGAAGAAAUCGAAGAAUUAAGAGAAGCCUUUAAGGAGUUUGAUAAAGACAAGGAUGGGUUUAUUAACUGCAGGGACCUGGGGAACUGCAUGCGAACCAUGGGCUACAUGCCUACUGAGAUGGAGCUAAUAGAACUCUCCCAGCAGAUCAACAUGAACCUGGGUGGCCAUGUGGAUUUUGAAGAUUUUGUUGAGCUGAUGGGACCAAAGCUGCUGGCAGAAACUGCAGACAUGAUUGGUGUAAAAGAGCUCCGUGAUGCCUUCCGAGAGUUUGACACCAAUGGCGAUGGGGAGAUCAGCACCAGUGAGCUGCGAGAAGCCAUGAAGAAGCUUCUAGGGCAGCAGGUGGGUCAUCGGGAUAUCGAAGAGAUCAUCCGGGACGUGGAUCUGAAUGGCGAUGGGCGUGUUGAUUUUGAAGAGUUUGUUCGCAUGAUGUCCCGUUGAAGAUUAUUCUCAGCUAAAGAAUCAGCACCUUAGAGAGGGCAGAAGAGGACCUAGAUGGAGCA
Messenger RNA from Cygnus atratus (black swan), 1127 nucleotides. RefSeq names its product calcium binding protein 1 (gene CABP1). The coding region runs from base 1 to 1065 and encodes 354 amino acids. NCBI's taxonomy places the organism in Eukaryota, Metazoa, Chordata, Aves, Anseriformes, Anatidae. The record is from RefSeq and is a predicted model, not a curated record. The transcript has 6 exons. Gene Ontology annotation, molecular function: calcium ion binding.